AUGAUCUACCUGCCCAUCCCCCUCUUGGGACCCUACUGCUCCUACAUACCCGCCCUCCAUGAUGCACUAUUUUUCGCCGCUGGCCCUGGUAUGUACACCAUGCGUAUGCUGGAAGGAGCCAGUGGCGGUGGGGAUUCCGAUUCUGCUGUCAGCUCGAUGGGUUCAGAAAGGGUACCAUCACUCAGCUCUGACAAUGAGUGGAUGGAAACCAACUCUGAUAGUGGUCAAGCUGCUGGGGACCAUUAUCAGGAAUAUUCAAGAAGCAAGUACAGAUGGUAUGACUAUAGUUAUGGACGGCAAUUGUCUGGAGAAGCUAGCAGUCUCAAUCACAGUAGGGGACAACCGCCUGUAGCUCAGAAGAAACACCACAUGUAUGGAAAGAGGAUAUUCCAUGACCAAGCAACUGGAGGAGUGGUAGGAGGAGGAAAUAUGUGUAGUGGUGGCGUGCCCCUAAAGAGCGAGUACCCACCCAACAUGAGCCCAGCGAUCGCACCCAACUAUCCACUUCACCCAGAGCUCAAGUACAGCUGCAGUGUUGAGUUCUCCAGGCAGGCCCUUUCACACCCAGGUGUUCGUUCCACUCCCUCACAAAUAGCUGCCCAUAACCACACCUACCACAUGCUCCCCGAGGAUUGUGGUUCACAACAAAGACCCCUGGCUAGAGAUAAAAAAGGACGAAAGAGCGAAGAGGAAACACAUUUGACACGGGACGAAAGGAGAGCCAGGUCUCUGAACAUACCGAUACCUGUUGAAGACAUCAUCAACCUUCCAAUGGAUGAAUUUAAUGAGAGGCUAAGCAAAUACGACCUUUCAGAAACACAACUCUCCCUUAUCAGGGAUAUCAGGAGGAGAGGCAAGAACAAGGUUGCUGCACAAAACUGUCGUAAACGCAAACUUGACCAAAUCUUGUCAUUGGCUGAUGAGGUCAAACAGAUGAGGGAAAGGAAGCAAAGAUUGCUUCAUGAAAGACAGGUCCUACUCAGCGAGAGGCACAGAAUGAAGAGCAAGUUCUCCCAGCUCUACAGGCAUAUAUUCCAGUCUUUAAGAGAUCCAGAAGGAAACCCUUACUCUCCCUAUGAGUGGACAUUGCAGCAGUCAACCGAUGGAUCUGUAGUCCUCAUUCCUCAGAACAACAGAACAUUGUCCGCAAACCAAGCAAUGCUGGAUCAGACGGACUCACCAGCCAGGAAGCCCCAUAAUCCUUAGCCUAUCUGGAGUAAAAUCUGCUCAACUCAACCAGUCAACUAAAACAAAAAAAAACUAUAUGCUCACAUUUAGCUCUUGUGAAGAUCUUACUUGCUGAGUUUAAUUGUUUUUGUAUUUUAAAAAAAUACUUUUUAUCUCACUUAUAUGCAUUUUAGAGCAGCAUUUUUAACUUUUAACUAUUUUUAAAGUAUACUGAAAAAUUCGACUACUUUCCCUGUAUUUAUAAAGUAUAUGUAUGCUAGAGGAAGCUGCUCAUUUUCAAAUUGAAUAAAACAGAAUCGUACUUAGGGCUUAGUACUUUCAAAGUUUAUUUUUUCAAAGGUAAUUUAAUAGUUAGGUUGAGGGGAUUAUUAAGGACUUUAAAGUGUGUAGGGUAUGAAUGUGUACAUUGUUUGAAGUAUAACUAAUACAUGCGCUACCUAACUGGAAAUAGCUUUUGCAAUUUUUUUUAAGCUAUUUCUAAUUUAAUUAAUUAAACAACUCAAAACAAUUUCGAACAAAACCAGGCUGUAAAUAAUUUAUUUCUUUUGUUUGAUUUUAAGUUAAAUGUUAUUAUUUUAUUUUUAAUCAAUACUAUUUCAUCAUUCCAUGGUCAUCAAGUGUGAACUGUGAUAAGCAUUUACCUUUUUGGGUCAUUUUUAGUUUUCAAAGUUUUUUUUUCUUUUUUUGUUUGUUAUAUCUGACAACAUUUAGAUUUUUUUUCUUUUUAGUCAUUAUUUGUUAUAAUCAUGAUAUAUCAUAGUCAAUUUAGCAGGCUAAUAGAAACAUCAAAACCAUUAAUAAUCUAAUAAAAAAAAAAUGAAAAAUUGUAAUUUUAAUGUUAUCAUUGCUUUAAUUAUUUUUCAAUAAUCCUAAUUUCUUUGACCGGCUUUUUUUUUCAUAAUUUAAAUGUUUUCUUUUUUUAGCAUUGAUAAUUAACAUUAUAUUAUAGUUUAUCAUUGAUUUUGAAUCAUAACUGUUAUAACAUAAAGUACCUGUAAUUCCUGGACUCAGUGAUAAUUGUGAAAUCAAAGUAAACAUUUAUUUAGCUCUUUUAAGUUCAGAAAAUUAACAGAAAGUUCAGAAAAAGCAAAUUAAUACAGCAUGAUUUUAGGUAAUACCUUUUUUAUUUUAAUUUACAUAUUUUUGUAUUUCUGGAACAGUUAGAAUUAUAAUGAAAAAAAAUUAUAUCAGUAACAAUAUGUAAUAAUACAAUUUUUAUGUAAGACAAUUUGGUUUCAUAUAAUUAUUUUUGUUUUGUAAAAUACCUAUAGUUUGUGUGUUGUGUUAAAUCUGUAAGAGCAUAAAGUUUCCAUGGACGUAUUUGCAAAUAUUUCACUGAGUGCUAUAAAAACAACCAACAAAUACUUUAAAUUAACUCUUUAAAAGAUUGUUAUAACUUUAUUUUUUUAUUUUGUAUAAAUUAAUGUUUUGUGUAUUUAUUUAUUUUUUAUUUGUUGAGUUAUUUCACCGUAACUUGAUUGUUAUUUCAAUUAAAGGCUCAAAAGUUUUGAGUCUAUGAACGAUUAUACAUGAGCUCAAACUAAGACCAGUGUAAGUCGAACUGAAAAUUUUAUUAUAUUUAGAAGUAUAUUUAAUAAUAAAACAAAAGUUAUUUAUAUGUAUAUUAAGUAUAUAUAAAAUAUAUAUUGGUGCAAUGCAAAUUAUUUAUAUAAAGUUUGUAUAUGUGUGUGCUUAGAAUCAUAGCUAGAGUUUUGCUCCAUUCACCUGUGUGAGCUGAUAUAUUUUGGAAAAUUUUCUAAAAUCAUUAGUAGUGUCAAACAAGGGCCUAAGUAUCGAAGUGAUAAAACUGUAAGUUCUUGCCCUAGCCUUUGUUAAUAAUAAUAAUGUGAUUAAUGGGUACAGGGAAAAAAAAAUCCAUUUAGAUGAUGGUGAACUUACUGACAAGAAAUUUUGUAGUAUUUUGUAUAUAAAAACAAUAGUCCUCGGAUUAUAUGUAUAUUAUAGUUGAUAUUUUUAUAAAUGUGAAAAAUGUAUGAGAAAAAAAAUGGAGGAUCCGUUGGAAAAAAGGGAGAUUGAUCUCUGUAAAUAGUGUGAAUUUUUUAUGUAUUUGUCCAUUAUUUUUUUUUUUUAAUUGUAUACAGUCUAGUGAUUUGUUGAGAAAUUAACGAUUAUAUAAUAAAUUAAUGGGUAACC
This is a messenger RNA of Nezara viridula (southern green stink bug), 3342 nucleotides long. The record is from the annotation of a GenBank genome assembly. Lineage: Eukaryota; Metazoa; Arthropoda; Insecta; Hemiptera; Pentatomidae.